UGUCGUAUAGAGUUAAUGAUGGACCGUGGGUGUCCACGGUCACCUAUAUAUAAAGCAGUUUAAGUAAAUAAAUGUAGUGCAGAGAUGGCUUCCAGAUUAGUGGUUGUGUUGUUCGCUAGCCUUUUAGUAGCAGGAGAUGGAGCGGCGCCGAAAGAUCCCUGCUUCAACUACGACAACACUCCAAAGGCCGACAAAGGUGACAAGUUGGACAUUAUGGAAACUGGACUAGCAUGGCACAGACCUCAGUCGGCUUCCUCCCGUGUGGAGGAGGAACUCAUACAAAAGAGUACCAGAGCCCUCGCCACUACCACCGACCCGCUGGAAAAGUUACGUCUGCUAUGCCUGUCUCGUGGUGCUUCAGGAAUUAUGGGACUUUCGAGAAUCUUUCGCCGCAUGGACGAUGAUGGUAGCAAGCAGCUAAACAAAGAAGAGUUUCUUAACGGCAUUAAGGAAACAGGAUUGGAGCUAAGCAAAGAGGAUGCAGAAGAGCUGUUUAAGAAAUUCGACACCGACAACAGCGGUUCGAUCAGCCUCGACGAGUUCCUCAUUCAGAUACGGCCACCAAUGUCGGAAUCCCGUCGAGCAAUAGUGGAGCAGGCUUUUAAGAAGUUGGACAAGACCGGAGAUGGCUCUAUCACUAUAGACGACAUCCGCGGAGUGUACUCUGUCACAGCGCAUCCCAGGUACAUGAGCGGAGAAGAAACUGCUGAAGUAAUAUUAAACAAAUUCCUCGCUAACUUUGAAUCGGAAGGCUCGAUCGAUGGAAAGGUAACUCUGGAGGAGUUUAUGAACUACUACAGCGGCAUCAGCGUAUCAAUCGACAAUGACUGCUACUUCGACCUGAUGAUGCGUCAAGCGUACAAGCUCUAAACGGAUAUUCAACUAAUUCACUAUUGCACAUAACAGGCAAAAUUGUGCACUAAAUAUCUAAUGUUUCGUAAUGUUGAUAUUAUUAUAAUUAUAUAGUUUAUUUAAUAAAUUAUUAACGUGUGGUAUGUUAAUUCAAUUAAAUAUUUUAACAUUAUAAA
Molecule: messenger RNA, 1028 nt
Organism: Galleria mellonella (greater wax moth)
Lineage: Eukaryota; Metazoa; Arthropoda; Insecta; Lepidoptera; Pyralidae
Product: calcyphosin-like protein
Exons: 8
Coding region: 85-870 (261 amino acids)
Molecular function (GO): calcium ion binding
Source: RefSeq, a predicted model, not a curated record